AUGGAACAUGCACUGACGCUUUUCCCUGACGGCUUGCCAACGCUCGAACGAUUGAAGCAGCACAAUGAGGGUCGCGAUGUUCCUUCUGAAACAGCCUGGAUCUGGGGCAAGGAAGACGAGAUUGGUCGGAUCAAUCUCCUGACUCCCAAAAGAGUCCUUGCUGCGAACCAUGCUGAAGUAAAGAAAGGCAAGGUUGUCUCCUUGAACUGGCCGAUGAAUUUGCCCGCCAAACCAGCUUUUGGCCGAGAUGCGUGCAAACAUACGGUCAAGAAUCAUCCAGAUGGUCCGCUGGUCUUCGAUGAUUGGCUAAACAUGAACAUACAAUCUGGAAGCCAAUGGGAUGGGUUUCGGCAUUAUGGGCAUCAGACCCAGGGACGCUUUUAUAACGAUUUGACUCCCGAAGAGGUCAAAACCGGAACACGCUGUGGAAUUCAAGCUGUCUCCAAUCAUGGUAUUGUUGGUCGAGGAAUUCUACUCGACUACUAUGGCUGGAAGAUGGCAAGAGGCGAAGCAUACGAUCCUCUCACAAGCCACGCUAUCCAUCUCGAUGAGUUACUGGCUGUAGCGAAAGACCAGAAGUUGAAGUUUGAAGUCGGCGACAUCUUACUGAUCAGGAGCGGGUACACUGAUGCAUAUGACAAGUAUAACCAGGAUGACCCGGCUCGCUUAGUCGAGGCUGGUUCGCUGCAUCCUUGUCUCGCCGGUGUGGCUCAGACGGAUGAGAUGAAGACUUGGUUGCACGACAAUUACUUCAGUGCUGUCGGUGGUGAUGCGCCAGCUUGGGAGUGUUGGCCUCCAGAGCAAUGGGCAUUGCACGAGUUUUUACUGGGUUCUUGGGGCGUCCUCAUUGGCGAGAUGUUUGAUCUCGAGGCUCUGGCCAAACAGUGCGAGCAGGAGCAGCGUUGGUCUUUCCUCUUCAUGAGUACCCCGUUGAACAUGCCAGGUGGCAUCGCUAGCCUUGCCAAUGCCCUUGCAGUACACUGA
Molecule: messenger RNA, 984 nt
Organism: Aureobasidium subglaciale EXF-2481
Lineage: Eukaryota; Fungi; Ascomycota; Dothideomycetes; Dothideales; Saccotheciaceae
Exons: 8
Coding region: 1-984 (327 amino acids)
Molecular function (GO): arylformamidase activity
Source: RefSeq, a predicted model, not a curated record